This is a messenger RNA of Nematolebias whitei (Rio pearlfish), 1500 nucleotides long. RefSeq names its product BRF2 RNA polymerase III transcription initiation factor subunit (gene brf2). Gene Ontology annotation, molecular function: RNA polymerase II general transcription initiation factor activity; TBP-class protein binding. Gene Ontology annotation, cellular component: transcription preinitiation complex; nucleus. The record is from RefSeq and is a predicted model, not a curated record. Lineage: Eukaryota; Metazoa; Chordata; Actinopteri; Cyprinodontiformes; Rivulidae. The coding region runs from base 71 to 1387 and encodes 438 amino acids. The transcript is spliced from 4 exons. Gene Ontology annotation, biological process: transcription initiation at RNA polymerase II promoter; transcription preinitiation complex assembly.
GUUUGUUGUUCAGUCAGUCUGCAGUUGCAUGAAAUUCAGGUGUUGUGUGUAAACGAAGUUUUUAAGCAGAAUGUUUCGAGCGGGUUCGCGCUGUCCGGGCUGCGGCUCCUCCAACAUUGUGGACGAUGAUCUGUACUCUCAGGCCCAGCUGGUGUGCACCGACUGCGGCUUCGUGGUGUCGGAGGGGGCGCUGGCCGACGAUCCGUACGGAGGUUCUGAUGUCAGUUACAGCCGAACCGCCGCUGUGACAAAACGACCGUGUAUGAACCUGCUUAAAGGUCUGGAGCGUGUGAAAGAAAUUUCUCGGAUUCUGAGGCUGCGCGGUGAAAUAGAGGAUCUGGCGCUUACUUAUUUCAAGCAGGCCUUCGAGCACGAGAGUUUCAUCAGAGUGAGCCUCCAGAAGAAAGAAGUUCUUGCCGGUUGCUGCGUGUUUGUAUGCUGCAGACAGCUGAACUGGCCGAUUACUAUGGGAACCGUCAGCUGCCUCCUGAAUGCUGACCAGACUUUGGUGGGAGGGGUUUAUCAAGAGAUGCUCAAAAUCCUCAACAUUGAGGCGCCCACCUUCAACAUCACUGAUGUCAUAGAAAGUCAUUGUCAGGAUUACAAAAUAAGCUCCUCUGACGUUCCAGAAGAAUUUGCUGAGGACUCUAAGGCUUUGACGAAACGAUCCUUGGCGCUGGUGGAGCUGGCAGGAGAUUCCUGGAUUGUUACUGGUCGGAAACCCUUGCCGAUCAUGAUGGCAACAGUAUAUUUGGGCUGGCAGUCCUUAAAACCCAACAAGCUUCGUCUGAGUUUCUCCCUGGACAAAUUCUGUCAGUUAGCCAAAGUGCAAAAGCACAAAUCUGCUAUGACUAGAAUAUCAGAGUUGAAGGAGGCGCUGUGUAAGCUGGGAAAGGAAAUCCCCUGGGUUGGGGAAACUGUGAAGCCAGGUAAUGUGGUUCAGCAUGUGGGUGAUAUUCUGGAGCACAGGUACGUCCUGCUCAGGAAGGCUCUGAGGACCUACGAGGAUGCGAUGCAGGCUGAGUGUCAGAGCAGCUCUUCACACCCUCCAACAGGAGAAAUGGUUUCCUCUCAAAUCUCUGAGUGCGGAGGUCAGACUACUCCUGCUUCCUCUGUGGAGCAGCCGCAUUCGAGUAAUGACGGAGAAAAGCAUGCAGUGGACGGAGACGGUCAAAAGUCCAAACCAAACUGGGGUAAAAGUGUACUGUUCGCCCCACCAUGUGUGAUUCAUGCUAAGAAAAGGAGAGUGGAGCAGCCGAUGCUGGAUGUAACUGGCGACGAGGAAAUCUCUGACAGUGAAAUUGAUUUGUACAUCCGCACCCCGCAGGAAGUACGAGAAUUCACACAGAUGCAGAAAAUACUGGCGUCGUCCAACAGUGGGAAGUAACAAUGAAAGGGUAAUACUUAUGUCUUUAGGCACUGGUUAAACAUUUGUUAAAGCUUACUUGUGCUUUUUGCAGUAAAAAAUAUUGUAUUUUGUUACGUUGGGUUUUGUUUGGU